GUAGGUGAUGCUGUACCCUGCCCCUUUUCAUCAAUGACCCCACGACCCCUUCUGAAGUCAGACAGUUGAGUAUGAACUAACCACGUCCUCCUCAGAGAUCUAACAGUAACCUGAUAGUACUCACAUAUCCGGGAUGAGCGCAUACCCCUAACCUCACCACGCCGGCAUUGUCGUGGCUGGCCGUCGCAGGACGGUCAUAUUCCUCUGCCAUGACCCGGCUGAUGCUGGGCCGGACUCUGGAGCGCAUCUGUAAAGGUGUGCUGCUGCUCUGCCUGCUCCAUUUCCUUAUCAUGAUGAUCCUGUACUUUGAUGUUUACUCGCAGCGCUUUGACCUCUUCAGCCGCUUCAACAAUGGCCGCAACGGAUCCAGGAAUAAUAUUAGUGGGGCAGGGAGUGGACAUCAUUAUUACUAUUACAACCUCUCCAGGCCCAACACAACUUUAGCCAGCUACCUAGCUACAGGGGAACAGCUGGUACCAAGUAUGCAGCCGGAGAACACUCAGACACCAUCUCCAAAACCACUGCCACCCUGUCCUGAAAACCCGCCUGGCCUUGUGGGGCGUUUGUUGAUCGAGUUCAGUUCCCAGAUGACGAUGGAACGAGUGCAGAAAGAAAACCCCAAUGUGACCGAGGGCGGCCGAUACACACCUCCUGACUGUCGGCCCAGAUGGAAGGUGGCCAUCAUCAUCCCGUUUCGUCACAGAGAGAAUCACCUAAAGUACUGGCUCCACUACCUCCACCCCAUUCUCAGACGGCAGAAGAUUGAUUACGGCAUCUACAUCAUCAACCAGCUGGGUGAGGACACUUUCAAUCGUGCCAAGUUGUUGAAUGUUGGCUACACAGAGGCUUUGAAGGACGCGGAGUAUGACUGCUUCAUCUUCAGUGAUGUUGACCUGAUCCCAAUGGACGACCGCAACCUCUACCACUGCUACGACCAGCCGAGACAUUUUGCCAUCGCCAUGGACAAGUUUGGCUUCAGGCUACCAUACGCAGGUUACUUUGGAGGUGUUUCGGGUCUCAGUAAAAAACAGUUCCUGAAGAUCAAUGGUUUCCCGAACGAGUACUGGGGCUGGGGAGGAGAAGACGACGACAUUUACAACAGGAUCACUCUGAAUGGGAUGAAGGUGUCUAGGCCAGACGUUCGCAUCGGCCGCUACAGAAUGAUUAAGCACGAGAGAGACAAACACAACGAGCCCAACCCACAGAGAUUCAAUAAAAUACAGAACACCAAGAACACAAUGAAGAAGGACGGCAUCAGCUCUCUGGCCUACAGACUGGUUCAAGUCAAGAAGUAUCCUCUGUACACGAACAUCUCUGUGGAGAUCGGCAAGCCACCACCUCGGCCCAUUAAGGGCUAGAAGAAAUGAAAGAGAGAAAGUGGAUGAUGAGGGGGAGGAUGCAUAUUAACUGGUCUAGAGUGAGGAAGAUGUGAAAGAACAGAACUUAAAGGAUGGGAAAUGUCUCACAGGCAUCUGAAAGAAUCUGAAAUUGAAAAUAAGAGAGUAAAACUUGGCACAAGCACAUCAUAGUGUCUCUUUCUGCCUCUUGUCCACUCUAUUCAGCUUGAUAUUUCUCUCUUUAAGGACUCAGGCUCUUUCCACCAACAACUUCUUCAGGCAGCCAGUGGGUGGUAUCACACCUGUAACAAUCGAUGACUGCAAAAUUAAUAACUUGUGGACCAAAGGUGGAUUAUCAGUGGCGUCAAACUUAAGUUUUUUUGUUUUGUUUUGUAUCAAACUGGAGGGCAACCAAUAGCAUAUCGACAAGGAGCAUUAACAGGAACUACUGUUGGGUGAUUAAAAGAAUAGACAAUGUCAUGUAACACUUUAUGGGAAUGUUGGCAAAGGAUUUCUCGAUGCAUCUUCAGACUGCUGCCACAAGAAAAUGGACUUUUUCAUGCAUAUUAAGACAGUU
This is a messenger RNA of Archocentrus centrarchus (flier cichlid), 1914 nucleotides long. It is a transcript of the gene b4galt2, whose product is annotated as UDP-Gal:betaGlcNAc beta 1,4- galactosyltransferase, polypeptide 2. Gene Ontology annotation, cellular component: Golgi apparatus. Lineage: Eukaryota; Metazoa; Chordata; Actinopteri; Cichliformes; Cichlidae. The transcript has 7 exons. Gene Ontology annotation, molecular function: galactosyltransferase activity. Gene Ontology annotation, biological process: carbohydrate metabolic process. The coding region runs from base 210 to 1358 and encodes 382 amino acids. The record is from RefSeq and is a predicted model, not a curated record.